Homalodisca vitripennis (glassy-winged sharpshooter) is the source of this 572-nucleotide messenger RNA. RefSeq names its product signal peptidase complex subunit 1 (gene Spase12). The transcript has 4 exons. Lineage: Eukaryota; Metazoa; Arthropoda; Insecta; Hemiptera; Cicadellidae. Gene Ontology annotation, cellular component: signal peptidase complex; endoplasmic reticulum membrane. The coding region runs from base 124 to 411 and encodes 95 amino acids. The record is from RefSeq and is a predicted model, not a curated record. Gene Ontology annotation, biological process: protein targeting to ER.
UGUUACUUGUUUUGUUUUGUUGGGCGUUGACUUCUAUUUAACUGUUGACGUCGUACAUCACAAAUUUAGUUUUUGAGACGUGGAUUAGAUUUAAUAAUAUUUGUGUUCUUCUAAUAAAACAUAAUGGAUAUUUUGAAUUCACUGCCAACGCAUAUGGAUUUUGAUGGCCAGAAAAGAGCAGAAAAACUUUCAAGGAUUAUCAUAACUUUAUUUGGGGCAGUGGGACUGGUGUGGGGUUACAUCAUCCAGCAGUUCUCCCAAACUGUCUACAUUGUAGGCGCAGGAUUUGCUCUUGCUGCAAUUGUGACCACCCCUCCUUGGCCAAUGUACCGCAGGAAACCACUGCCAUGGCAGAAACCUCGCAGUGAUAGUGAUGGUGAGCCUCACCAGAAACCCAAGAAGAAGAAAUAGUGAGGAAACUGUAUCUGUAAAAAAAUCCUUCCUGACUUUACAUUCUUGGGAUCUCCAAACUCUUAAGUUUAAGUUUCAAAAGACUUGUCAAGUUUCUUGUGAUUGGUGGUUUUGUUUGUUUUUGAUUGUCUAAUAAAGUAUUAAAAAGUUUUACAAUUUGU